Messenger RNA from Argentina anserina (silverweed cinquefoil), 477 nucleotides. Its product is annotated as scarecrow-like protein 14. Bases 1 to 477 code for a protein of 158 amino acids. Gene Ontology annotation, biological process: regulation of DNA-templated transcription. Gene Ontology annotation, cellular component: nucleus. Gene Ontology annotation, molecular function: DNA-binding transcription factor activity; sequence-specific DNA binding. Lineage: Eukaryota; Viridiplantae; Streptophyta; Magnoliopsida; Rosales; Rosaceae. The record is from RefSeq and is a predicted model, not a curated record. The transcript has a single exon.
AUGGGAAACAGUCCAAGAGAUGCUGUCCUAAAGUUGAUUAGGAAAAUCAAUCCAGAAAUAUUCAUCCAUGGGAUUGUCAGUGGGGCGCACAAUUCAUCAUUCUUUCUCACACGUUUCAAACAAGCUAUCUCUUACUACAAUACAUGGUUUGAUAUCGCUGAAGCCACAUUGUCUUGUGAGGAUGAAGAAAGACAUUUUUCCGAAAAAAUAGGAGCUGGUAGAGAAAUAAUGAAUUUAGUGGCCUGUGAGGGGCUAGAAAUUGUUGAAAGGCCUGAAACAUAUCAAAAGUGGCAUGCAAGGAAUGUGAGAGCUGGAUUCAAGCAGCUGCCAUUAGACCAAGUGCUUUUGGAAAAGGUGAAGACUGUGUCAAAAUUGAUAGGCUAUCACAAUGAUUUUAGUAUUCACGAAGAUGAAAAGUGGAUGCUGCAGGGAUGGAGAGGGAGAGUCCUCCUAGCCCUUUCCUUCUGGAAAGGCUAG